CUGGCAAGCAAACUUUGACAGCACGCGAAUGGACUGAAAACAUCUGCGAUCACACAUCAACUCGCCGGCUGCUCUGUUAUUGCGAAUUUGUUUUUCCGAAACACGGCACAGAACAUGUUGGGCAACGUUGCAAAAAUGUUCGGAAGCUCGUCACUUUGCACCACACAAUCGGUGCUGCUGCAAUCGUCGAGGAAUACAUUCGUGCUGAAGCGUCGCUUUCCACCGAAUCUGUACAAGAAAAACCAAAAGCCUGGAAAGUUACGUGGACGCCACUACGUGUACGAUUUGGUUGAGGAUACAACGAUAAAGAAAAAGCCAAACCUGGAAGUCGUACUUACCGCCUUUGUGGAAGGCGUUGGAUCGCGAGGAGAUGUAGUUUCGCUAAAGCCAAAUGUAGCAUACAAUAAGCUUUUGCUGCCGGGAUUGGCCGUUUACAAAACACCCGAAAGUGUUGCAAAAUAUGCCACCGAGAAGGAUGAAAAGGAGGCAGAAGUACACAGUUCAGCAUAUGCACAAAGGACUGUAAACAAACUGGAAAGCCUCAUACUGGCGGUUGUAAUGAACAAGGAUCAUGCUUGGGUAAUCGAACCGUGGCAUAUUAAAACCUCGCUCCGAAAAGCCGGAUAUUAUGUACCGGAACAUGCCAUCACCCUCCCAGAAACGCCCAUCACAGGACCGGAUCUGUUGAAACAAAACAAAGAGUUUUACUGCACGGUCACAAUCAACAACCUGGAGAAGGCUCGGGUACGCUGUAGAAUCCAUCACUGGAGUACGGAACCAAGUGAAAGAUUGCCGUAUGUGUUUGAACAUUGGAAAUUGGAUGCGGAGCCAUUAUUCGGAAAAGAUGUGUAAAAACACACAGCACUAGAAGCUCGACAGAAAUAAUAAUAUACUAAUAAGUUGUGCUGCAACAUUUGAAAAAAAAUAGAAACAUACGACGCUCCAAACGUAAAUCCACGAUCAAGUUGAACAAAUGUCUAUCUUUGGUUGUAAUUUGUACGCGCUACGUAUUAUUGUUCAAUCUUUAUUCAUACGCGCACUAUACGCGAAUAAAGUACCGUAUUGUCGUGUGCAUUACAA
Messenger RNA from Anopheles funestus (African malaria mosquito), 1080 nucleotides. RefSeq names its product 39S ribosomal protein L9, mitochondrial (gene mRpL9). Gene Ontology annotation, biological process: translation. Gene Ontology annotation, cellular component: ribosome; mitochondrion. The record is from RefSeq and is a predicted model, not a curated record. The coding region runs from base 115 to 852 and encodes 245 amino acids. Gene Ontology annotation, molecular function: structural constituent of ribosome. The transcript has 3 exons. Lineage: Eukaryota; Metazoa; Arthropoda; Insecta; Diptera; Culicidae.